AUGCAGGAGCUACGCCACAGAGUCCAGAACCUAGAACGACAGCUGGCCGACCGGGAGCGGGAUGGACGGUCUACCGAUCCCAGCUAUACCCCAUCUCCCGGGAGCGAAGAGGAAGACUCUCACCGAAGCCGCCCGCGGCGUACAUCCGCAUCCCGGACGGAAGCGGAGAGCACGCGGGAGGAGUCACCCAUAAUGAGAAGACGAAAUGACACGAUCAUCUACUCCCGCGGCAGACCAACCCGCCGAGCGGCAAGAGGCCACGAAGACGGGGAAGGAAGAUCCGAGAGAACACGACAACCCGUGAUAAUGGGCGUUACCCCGUUCCACCGAUCUAUCCUCGAGGUCCGGUUGCCGAAACACUUCGACAAACCAACGGACAUGAGGUACGACGGAACUCAAGACCCUCUAGAACACCUCACGGCCUUUGAGGCCAGGAUGAAUCUGGAGGGAGUUGGGGACGAAGUAAGAUGCCGCGCCUUCCCGGUAACCCUAGCAGGGCCAGCGAUCAGAUGGUUUAACGGCCUCCCACAAGGUUCCAUAUACAGUUUCUCAGACAUCAGCCGUACAUUCCUGGCCCAAUUUACAACGCGGAUCGUGAAGGCCAAGCACCCUAUCAACCUUCUAGGGGUAACCCAGAGACAAGGAGAACCGACGAGGAGGUACUUAGAUCGGUUCAACGACGAAUGCUUAGAAAUCGACGGCUUGACCGACUCGGUGGCCAGUCUUUGCCUAACAAACGGCCUCCUCAACGAGAACUUCCAAAAACACCUUACCACGAAACCAGUUUGGACGAUGCACGAGAUCCAGACGGUAGCCAAGGAGUAUAUAAACGACGAAGAAGUCAGCCGAGUCGUGGCUGCCAAUAAGCAGCAGUCCGGUUACAGCCAAGCUCGGCAACCAGGUGACGGAGAAAGAGCAAAAGAAAAAGCCAGGGAGGAGGCAUCAAACAAGGCACCUAGACCGUUCCCUCGGGUCGGGAAAUUCACUAACUACACUCCACUCACUCUCCCCAUUGUGGAAGUCUAUCAGCAAAUAGCUGAGAAGGGAAUUCUACCGAAGCCCCGACCACUUAAGGACCGUACGGGAGGAAACAAGAACCUCUAUUGUGAUUAUCAUAAGGGUUAUGGCCAUCAAACACAGGACUGUUUUGACCUGAAGGAUGCACUAGAACAAGCGAUAAGGGAAGGAAAGCUAGCCGCGUUCUCCCACCUCAUCAGGGAGCCGAGAAGAUGUUAUCGCGACCAAGAUGAAGAAGGCAAAACCCGUUCGGCCAAACGGCGACAAGAACCCGAAGACAGGGACCACGGCCUCACUGUGAUAAACGUGGUAACGGCCAAAAACGCCGCGCCAAAAUCCCGGUCGGCACACAGGAAAGACGCUAAGGUUUUGACGGUCUCAUCCCCGCCAGUGCAAAACUCUAAGAAGCCUCCCUCCAUUUCUUUCGGCCCGGAAGACCAAUGGGCUAAAGGAUGCCGACCUGACGACUCACCAGCACGGGGUUAUCGGGUUGGGUGA
This is a messenger RNA of Arachis stenosperma, 1515 nucleotides long. RefSeq lists its product as uncharacterized. The transcript has 2 exons. The record is from RefSeq and is a predicted model, not a curated record. Bases 1 to 1515 code for a protein of 504 amino acids. Lineage: Eukaryota; Viridiplantae; Streptophyta; Magnoliopsida; Fabales; Fabaceae.